UAGCCAAGAGUAACAACGACCGGACAUUUACAGAGCUCUCGUCAGCCAAACAUAUGGCAAAAAUAUACGUUGUUCUUUCUUUUUAUGUGGUGUGCACUACAUUUUAAAAAUUCCGCCGAAAAAGAGAAGACGAUUUUCCGAAACAUUUUCGCCGUUAUCUCACGGCUUCCUCUUCUCUUUACAGGUGUAUAACUGCUACCCAGAAGGCCUAGGGGCGGCCCUUUACCGGGUGCGCUUUGACUUCAACGCUGAGCCGCCUUGGGAUCCCAGCUGAUAGCGGGACACGGCCAUCUACAGACUUGCCCAUGACCCACGGCUCAGUCGCGACUUUGACCUGACUACUACUUCUUUAUGAUUGUCUGCUGAAUACGGUUGAGAUGAAAGGACUCGCUGACGAACUAAACCACACGAUCGAACUCCUGGAGGGAGGAACCACCCUGGAAGAUGUCAUCGAUGGACAUGUUUACGAACAAGCUCUGGCUGAAAAGAGUGUGUUUGUAGUGUCUGACCUUGGGUCCCUGAUGAGACAGCAUGUCCAGUGGCAGCUCACCAUGCCCCAGAUCAGGCCCUACUACCAGGUCCAAUCCAACAGCAGCCCGGUUGUCAUCGAGGUCCUGGCCUCUCUCGGCCUCGGCUUCGUCUGUGCUAACAAGGCUGAAGUCAGUCUGGUGUUGGAACACGGCGUGCCCCCUGAAAACAUCAUCUUCUCUGGAGUUUGCAAACAGCUGUCCCACAUCAAACAUGCAGCCAAGAAUGGCGUCGACCUCUUGGUGUGCGACAGCGAGACGGAACUCUGCAAGAUAGCCCGUUCUCACCCCAAUGCCAGGCUGCUGGUUCAGGUAACUACAUGGGCCCAGGCAGCAGAGACCAGCAUGGAGUUUGGCUGCUCUCUGAAGAGCUGUCGGCGCCUGCUGGAGACGGCCAAGGACCUGGGGGUGCAGGUGGUGGGCGUUACGUUCCACAUUCCCAGCUCCUGCAAGGACCUGCAGGCCUACACCCACGCGCUGUCGGAUGCCCGCUGUGUGUUUGACAUGGGGGCAGAGUUGGGGUUCAACAUGAGCAUCCUGGAUAUUGGUGGUGGAUUCUCUGGCUCAGAGUUUCAGCUCAAACAGGUUCAUACCGCUGUCACACUGCUGCUGGAUGCCUACUUCCCCACGCUGUCUGGAGUGCAGGUCAUCGCUCAGCCUGGUAGCUACUACGUCUCCUCUGCCUUCACUCUGGCUGUCAAUGUCAUCGGCAAGAAGGUUGUGGCCCGGGACUGGAACGGCCUCGCUCAGGAUGAGCUGACGCCAGAUGACGAGCCAGAGUUCCUGUACUACCUGAACGAUGGCGUCUACGGGUCUUUCUCCAGCAAGCUGCUAGGAAGCACCAUCCCUGCCCCGGCUGUGCACAAGAGGGGGUCUACGGCGGAGGAGCCAGUGUUCUCCAGCAGCCUGUGGGGUCCAUCAUGUGACAGCCUAGACCAGCUGGUAGACCACUGCCUGCUGCCUGAGCUCAGCCCUGGAGACUGGCUGGUCUUUAACAACAUGGGGGCUGCUGGCCUGGGGGACCUGUCCUCCUUCAGUGACCCCUCAGCCAUCAGACCACCUGUCUACUACACUGUCUCCACUGCUGACUGGUACAACAUACAGGAGGCUGGGAUCGCUGUGGACAACAUCAUGAAGAACUUCUCCAUGGUCCUGUACGGUGCAUAGCUCUGUCCCUCUCCGUUGUGACAUCCUAGAGAGAUCUCCUGGGCUUUCAGUGGUCGACAUUCCAACAGCCUUGGAAAAUGCAGUGUUCAACUUUCCAGGAAGGUUGAAAUAGACUUGUGAUUUCCUGGGAACAGAAAACGAUUUAUUGGUGACCCAUAACUCAAUUCUCAAUUUGUUUAGGAAAAAAGAAAAAGAUCAACGUUUUAUCCCUCUUCCUACUCGCCCCUCUUCCUCCUCACCCCUCCUCCUCAGUCAGUUAGAAAACAACACGUUUAUCCCUCUUCCUACUCGCCCCUCUUCCUCCUCACCCCUCCUCCUCAGUCAGUUAGAAAACAAUACGUUUAUCCCUCUUCCUACUCGCCCCUCUUCCUCCUCACCCCUCCUCCUCAGUCAGUUAGAAAACAACACGUUUAUCCCUCUUCCUACUCGCCCCUCUUCCUCCUCACCCCUCCUCCUCAGUCAGUUAGAAAACAAUACGUUUAUCCCUCUUCCUACUCGCCCCUCUUCCUCCUCACCCCUCCUCCUCAGUCAGUUAGAAAACAACACGUUUAUCCCUCUUCCUACUCGCCCCUCUUCCUCCUCACCCCUCCUCCUCAGUCAGUUAGAAAACAACACGUUUAUCCCUCUUCCUACUCGCCCCUCUUCCUCCUCACCCCUCCUCCUCAGUCAGUUAGAAAACAAUACGUUUAUCCCUCUUCCUACUCGCCCCUCUUCCUCCUCACCCCUCCUCAGUCAGUUAGAAAACAACACGUUUAUCCCUCUUCCUACUCGCCCCUCUUCCUCCUCACCCCUCCUCCUCAGUCAGUUAGAAAACAACACGUUUAUCCCUCUUCCUACUCGCCCCUCUUCCUCCUCACCCCUCCUCCUCAGUCAGUUAGAAAACAACACGUUUAUCCCUCUUCCUACUCGCCCCUCUUCCUCCUCACCCCUCCUCCUCAGUCAGUUAGAAAACAACACGUUUAUCCCUCUUCCUACUCGCCCCUCUUCCUCCUCACCCCUCCUCCUCAGUCAG
Salvelinus namaycush (lake trout) is the source of this 2706-nucleotide messenger RNA. It is a transcript of the gene azin1b, whose product is annotated as antizyme inhibitor 1b. The coding region runs from base 378 to 1694 and encodes 438 amino acids. The record is from RefSeq and is a predicted model, not a curated record. Gene Ontology annotation, biological process: negative regulation of protein catabolic process; positive regulation of polyamine transmembrane transport. Lineage: Eukaryota; Metazoa; Chordata; Actinopteri; Salmoniformes; Salmonidae. Gene Ontology annotation, cellular component: cytoplasm. Gene Ontology annotation, molecular function: ornithine decarboxylase activator activity; ornithine decarboxylase activity. The transcript is spliced from 12 exons.